Messenger RNA from Suricata suricatta (meerkat), 2502 nucleotides. It is a transcript of the gene EFHC2, whose product is annotated as EF-hand domain containing 2. The transcript is spliced from 15 exons. Bases 13 to 2277 code for a protein of 754 amino acids. Gene Ontology annotation, cellular component: microtubule. The record is from RefSeq and is a predicted model, not a curated record. Gene Ontology annotation, biological process: regulation of neuron projection development. NCBI's taxonomy places the organism in Eukaryota, Metazoa, Chordata, Mammalia, Carnivora, Herpestidae.
UUAAACCCUCGGAUGCUGAGAGCUAUGGCUCUGCCGCUGCUGCCGGGCUACUCCUUCAACCGCAACGCCGGAAAGGAGAAGUUCCACAAAUCUCAACAUUUGGUCUUUUGCAACGGUUUUCGGACGGUGACGACUGAAGAUAAACCUGGAAUCGGUGGAGAACCGCUUUUUGGGCAAAAGACGAAGCCUAAAUACAGUGCAUUCCCUAAAGGAAUAGGAACCCCUCAACCAUCCUGGGUUGCUUUUGACAAGCAGGUAUUAUCUUUUGAUGCCUAUUCAGAGGAUGAAGUGCCUCUGACCAAUCAAGAAAAAUAUAUAAUAAGACGCUAUAAAAUCCUCUUUUACCUCGAAGAUGACACAGUUGAAGUAAGUGAACCAAAGAUGACAAAUAGCGGACUGCCUCAAGGGACUUCUAUCCGGCGCCAUCGGAUUUCUCUCCCACCUCCGCACGAGGAUCAGUUCUAUACCGUGUAUGAUUUCAAUAUCAACAAAGAUGUUGUCUUUUAUGGCCGGACAUUCAAGAUUUAUGACUGUGAUACAUUCACAAAGAACUUUUUGACGAAGCUAGGAGUCAAACUAAACCCUCCAGGGCAGUGUCCAGAAGAUCCUUACGAGAAGAUGCGGAGAGAGAGGAUAGACCGCAGGGAGCCGUUACGUCCCCAUCAGCCUGUUGAUACGCUGAAACAGUUUCUGCAGUAUAAUGGGAAGGUUUUACGUUUUUUCUGCCUGUGGGAUGACUCCACCUCGCAGUUCGGGGAACGUAGAGAGCUCAUUCUGCAUUACUUUCUGUGUGAUGAUACCAUUGAAGUCAAAGAAGUGGUGCCAUACAACUCAGGCCGGGAUACCGUAUCGCUGUUACUCCGGAGGAGCAAGCUCCCCAAGUAUGGCCCGCCUGGAGUCCAUCAGCCAGGUCAGAUAACAAAUCGAGUGGCUCUUAACAUUUAUAGUGGCCCGGAAGAGAAACGCACGAACGACAUCGUUUUGGAUAGAUGCCAGCUAGGAAAAGUAGACCAGGAGUUUUAUAAAGAUAGUGACCUGUUCAUAGGAGCCACCAUCAACGUGUGGGGAAGGAAAGUGCUUCUUUGCGACUGUGAUGAAUUCACGAAGACUUAUUACAAGACUAAAUAUGGAAUUGAGAACUUCACCCCGAUUGCACAAAAGGCUCCGCCUCCUCCACGCAAGGCUCCGCCUCCUCCAAAAAUAGAAAGGAAAAUUCCACCUUAUAACGGCUUUGGUUCUGAAGAGGACUCUCUCCGCACCUGCAUAGGCCUCGUGCCCACGCCUCCCAAGAGGGGCUUUAAGAAGUUCAUGGAGAGAGACCGGUGCAAUACACUCCGCUUUUUUGCAAAACUGAUCACUAACAAAUGUGUGGACCAGGACAGGAGGUUUAUUAUUUCGUACUUCCUCGACGAUGAUACGCUUUCAGUGUUUGAACCUAUACAGAGGAACUCAGGGUUUAUCGGUGGGAUGUUCUUGAAAAGAAGCCGUGUGAAGAAGUAUGGACAAGAAGUCUUCAAAAGUGAACCCUCUGAAUACAUCGAGGCCGAGGAGCUGUAUAUUGGAGCUAAAGUGAACCUGAAUGGCCACCUGUUUCAUGUGCUCAACGCUGACGACUAUACCUUGCGCUACAUGGAGGAGAAUUUGGAUAAGUAUCCUAUGAGCAACAUUGAACUUGUUCUACCGAAGCUGAAAGAACAGUUAACAUCCACUGAUAUCAAGCAGAUAUUUAGAAAGGCUGACCCUAACUUUACAAAGACUCUGGAUUGUCAUACAUUCAGAGACAUCGUAAUGACUCUAACCGCUGGGAGACUCACAGAUCAUGAAGUUCUAACCCUUGUACAUCACUACGGAGUGCCCAAGGACACAAUUUCUGAUACAAACAUCCUAAUUGCACAGGCCCACAAAGAACUCAAGAAAAAUUCUUUUGACAAUUUUGAAAGACUCCUUGCUAUUUGUAUAUAUGAAGAUCGAGAAAAGAAAAAAGUAUUACCCACCAAAGACAUCAGAAGGCUGUGCAAAUCCUUCCGGUUACCUGUGACUGAUGAUCUCCUGAGACGCAUCCUGUCCAGGUUUGAAGACAGCAAAAAACAAAUAAAUUAUGAGUUAUUCUUCAAUGCCCUGAACUGGAAAGUGAAUCUGAUAUCCCCGUCGGAAGGAAUGUCAUUCACUAAAAAGAGAUGUGAAGACGAGUGGCUCGGGACGCCAUCACCUAUUCCUGAGAAACGCGUUGACUAUUUUAGACUUUUAAAGGAGAUGUUUGGCAAAGAUGAAGAGUAACAUAGGCCAAUUUUGGUCAGCCCCCUUUAAUUCCCUGCCCUAGUUUCUGUAAGUUUAUUUAACCAGAUAUAGUUUUAUUAAAAAAAAAGAAAAGAAAAAACAAGGCUCAUAUUGAAUUGAAAUCCAUAGAUCACAAUUUCCUUUUGUCAUUUGCGUAUUUCAGAACAUCGUAUUAUACUGCUAAUGUACUGGCAUGAUUAAAAAUGCUAUUUAGGGGCACCUGGG